AUGUGGACCUCACGUUCGCGAAAGUGGUACGGCACCCUCGACGACACGAGACGCGGUGAAGUACUGGUCGAAAACUGCAGCGCCAAGUGCGUCGUCACCAACGACCUGUGUCUCCUGGACUUCAGCGACGCCGUCGUCUUUCAUCUGCCCGACUUCCGGAUCUGGGAUCUUCCGCCGAGACGCCAUAGCUGGCAGAGGUGGGUAUUCCACAUGAUGGAAACCCCUAAAAGCAUCGAGUACGUGGAUUUGAACCCCGUGCGCGACAUCUUCAACUGGACAAUGACGUACCGGUCAGACUCGGACGUCUACGUGCCCUAUGGCCGGACCGUGGACCAUGGCACCAAGCCCGCGGCCACGAAGAGGGACAUGAAAGCCCUGUGGAAGACAAAGAGCAGAACCGCCGUAUGGCUGAUUAGCGACUGCCUGAGUUACAGCGGACGGAAGACUUCAGUCGAGAACUCCAGCAGUACAUGGACGUCGACGUUUAUGGUAAAUGCGGUCCGCGCGACUUUCCGAAGACCGGAGUUAACGCCUCCUAUGAAACACUUCGAGCGCAAUUACCACUUCAUACUUACUUUCGAGGACUCUAUAUGCGCGGAAUACGUAACCGAGAAACUGUUCACUGCUCUCAAGUACGACAUCGUGCCUGUGGUGUUUGGCGGUGCAAACUACAGCCGGAUCCGCACCGCGCCACUCUUACAUCGACGCCUUUGCUUUCGAAUCUUUUGA
Messenger RNA from Rhipicephalus sanguineus (brown dog tick), 729 nucleotides. RefSeq names its product alpha-(1,3)-fucosyltransferase C-like. Gene Ontology annotation, molecular function: alpha-(1->3)-fucosyltransferase activity. Gene Ontology annotation, cellular component: membrane. Bases 1 to 729 code for a protein of 242 amino acids. Lineage: Eukaryota; Metazoa; Arthropoda; Arachnida; Ixodida; Ixodidae. The record is from RefSeq and is a predicted model, not a curated record. The transcript has a single exon.